GGUUCUUCUGACGUGUGUUACCAUUCCUCUGACGGCACCUACCCCUAUCAAAAGCCCACAAAGUCACCCGGGAGAGCUCCGCUGUCUGUUGUCUCAUUGGAGCGUUCCUCACAGGCUCUUGACGGAACCGUCUAAGGUGGCCAGCACAUGCCUCUAGAAGCUUCUCAAGUCUCCAUGCGUCCUUGUUCUUAGCGCAAGACCCGGCGCGACCAUGACCAUCCAUGUAGAAGGACUUGUGGCUAUCGCGGUCUUCUACCUCCUCAUCCUAUUCGUGGGCAUCUGGGCGGCAUGGAAGAACAAACACUCCGGGGAGGCCGAGGGAACCGACCGCAGCGAAACCAUCAUGGUUGGAGGCAGAGAUAUUGGAUUAUUCGUCGGGGGAUUUACAAUGACAGCAACUUGGGUUGGAGGAGGAUAUAUUAACGGCACUGCUGAGUAUGUGUACCUCCCUGAUAAAGGUUUGGCUUGGGCACAAGCUCCCUUUGGAUAUGCCCUCAGUCUUGUUCUUGGUGGACUUUUUUUCGCUAAGCCCAUGCGCUCAAGAGGUUACGUAACCAUGUUAGACCCGUUCCAGCAGCUCUAUGGGAAACGCAUGGGCGGCCUUCUCUUCAUACCUGCAUUGAUGGGGGAGAUUUUCUGGUCUGCCGCCAUCUUGUCCGCUCUCGGUGCCACUCUCAGUGUCAUCGUGGACAUCAACAUCAAAAUGUCAGUGGUCAUCUCGGCUCUCAUUGCCAUCUUUUACACACUGGUAGGAGGACUUUACUCGGUGGCCUAUACUGACGUUGUGCAGCUCUUCUGCAUCUUUGUGGGUCUGUGGAUCAGUGUACCGUUUGCGUUGAGCAACAUGGCUGUGUCAGACAUCACAGUGACCGCUGUCAAGCAAGUGUACCAGUCGCCAUGGAGAGGCAGUGUCAACAGCAGUGACACCUGGGUCUGGAUUGACAAUUUUUGUCUUCUGAUGCUUGGAGGUAUUCCUUGGCAAGUGUAUUUCCAAAGAGUCCUGUCUGCUUCCUCUGCUACGUACGCACAAGUCCUGUCCUUCCUGGCGGCUUUCGGAUGUCUCGUCAUGGCCGUCCCCUCUGUUCUUAUUGGCGCCAUCGGAGCCUCAACAGACUGGAACCAAACAACAUAUGGAGCCAUUCCUCCUAAAGACAAAGAAGAGGCGGAUAUGAUUCUGCCCAUUGUUCUCCAGCACCUCUGUCCGCCGUUUGUCUCUUUUUUCGGCCUCGGUGCCGUGUCUGCUGCCGUCAUGUCAUCUGCAGACUCGUCCAUCCUGUCAGCCAGCUCCAUGUUUGCAAGGAACAUCUACCAACUGGCCUUCAGACAGUCGGCAUCAGAUCGUGAGAUCGUGUGGGUGAUGCGCGUCACCAUCUUUGUGUUUGGCGGCCUCGCCACAUUGAUGGCACUGGUUACGGGGACAGUUUACGGACUAUGGUACCUCAGCUCCGACUUGGUUUAUGUCAUCAUCUUCCCCCAGCUCCUCAGUGUGCUCUUUGUGAAAGGCACCAACACGUACGGCUCAGUGGCUGCUUACUUGUUUGGCAUGGUGCUGCGUAUAGGCGGAGGCGAGCCCUACCUUCAGCUGCCCCCUUUUAUUUAUUACCCCGGUUGGACCAUCGAGCAACGCGAGCAUCACGUCACGGGAGAAAUGGAGGAUGUAGUCAUCCAAAAGUUUCCGUUUAAGACAGCCUCUAUGCUUGCUUCCUUUCUUGGUAACGUAGCAUUCUCCUAUUUGGCCAAGUAUCUGUUUGAAAGCGGCAAGCUGUCGCACAAGUACGACUUUCUCGACGCAGUCGUGUCCAAGCACAGCGGCGAGAUCAUGGAUAAGACGACGCUUGUGACUCGUGGCAACAAUAUCGGGCUGUCUGAGAUGGCGCCUGUCAAACCGCGGCUGAGUGUGACCUUGGCGGCCGCCUUCACGCGCCGUGACACGCUGCCAAAAGAAACGGUGGAGGAGGAAGAGGAGGAGUCAAGCCCCGACUCCUCCCAUCACGAUGAAGAAUAAAAGCCUCAGGAUGUGAUUUCUGAAAUCUGGUCAAGCUGUCAAUCACAAAAAGAAGACAAUGAGCCAACAUCCUCUCACGGGACAGUGAGGUACCACACUGACUGGUGGUGACUGGGAUACGGGUGGCUUUUCAGGAGUAAUACCUUCUCACUAAUCUUCUUCUUCUUUCUCUUUCGGCUUUUCCCUUCAGCAAAUCAAUCACCUCCAUACAACCAUGUCUUCUGCAUCUAUCUUUCUCACACCAACUACCCUCAUGUCCUCCUUCACUACACCCAUAAACCUCCUCUUUGGUGUAUAUGGUAGGAAAUUGGACAUCUGCUUCAUACACAUCUUCUGCAGUGGUAAAAAUUGUCUAAUGACAAAGCAAUAUCCCACAUAUGUAAUAUAUUCUUGAAAAUAAUUAACAAUAAAGCAGACGACAAAGGAAAUUAUGGCAUAUCAAAUUGUUUUAAUAACAUUACUAUUGCUUUUUGUCUUUGAAUAAUCUAAAUUCAUCAUCCUUUGCAAUACUUUUUGUACAAGAUGGUACUAAAUUCCAGUGAGAACAGGCUCAUCAGGAUACAUACGUAGUGUAGCAGCUUAUUAAUGCAUAUGAGGUUCUCUCUCUGGAGAAUACCAUAAACACUCCUACAGACGCUCAAAUAGAUAUUCAGUAAUAUAACCAUCUUUUUCAAAGAUGCGGUCAAUUUUAUUAUCAUAAUUUUGUCUCAGACAAAAUAAUCAGAUGAUAUGAACCUGCACAAGUAUAAAGACGAGAUGAAGCAGUUUGACAGAGCACAAACAAUAGUUUGCAAGUUGGAAAAAUACACCUUUGCAAAACUCCCAAAGGAAAAUCAGAUGUGCAACAGGGGGAACCGAUGUGGUGAGCAAACUAGUUAAGAUAUUGUGUUGCUCUACUGUGGGGUGAUGUGGGGUCACGUUCACAAUGAUAACCGUGAGUAUUAUUAUACUCAAGGAUACUGAAGUUAGAACCAGGAGCAAACAUGGUUUUAAUAUGAAAUGGAUUGUGAUGCCAUAAAAUGAACUACAGCAAAUGACUGCUUAUGUUAGGCCAUGUCCACACGAAUACAGAUAUUUUAAAAACGCAUAUUUUCGGGUGUGUUCUGGCCUCUCCUAGACAUGCAAACAUAGGUUUUUGUCCUUAGAAACAGAUCCUUUGGGGAACUGCUUCAGCAUAAAAAUGUAUUUACUGAUCUCACGUUUUUAAACGUAUAGUUUAACAACAAAAAGUUCUUGAAUCUUGGGUUUCAUUUUGUUCAGCGGUGAUCCCAAAAAAAUUGUGAUAUUUUCUGGGCGCCUUGAACGUGAGCAGUGAUUUUAGAGAGACCAUGUCAGCUGUUGUUGCUUCUUCCAGCUUUUUGUUAGGUCAAAAUGUCCAAGCCAGCCAGUGAAUGUGUUUUUAUUUUGAGAGAUGCACUUGUGGACGGACAUUUUUCUAACAGAGUAGUACGCGUUUGAAAAAUCAGUGCUUGUGAGGACAUGGCUUUCGAUACAGAGUGACAGGCACGGGCAUGUACAUUUCUGAUAUAAGUAUAAGAUAAGAUAAAAUAAACACACCAUGACUGGAUCAACUCAUCAGUCAAGCUGAAUAGAACCUACAUUAUACAAGCAAUAGUAAAAAUAGUCGACUAGUUCUCUUUGAGAAGCUGAUUUCACGUUAAGCAUCAAUGUAAAAAUGUCCAUGACAUGUUUAAAAAAAAAUAGUGUUUAUUCAACUGCCUUAAUGUAAAUCAUGUGAACAGAUAUAUGUUUAUUUGGUCAAAUUGCAGUGAAAGACCAUUUAAAUAUGAAUGUAACCGCCAAUCAUCUUAUUGUCUCAAGAAAUGUAAUUGCUGUUUGUGUAUUUUAUUUUGCAAAUAGUCAAAUGGUGGCCGAAUAAUGCUUUUUUGGGUUAUCAUUGUGUAAUGUGUGUGUUGUUCACAGACUUGUACAGAUUAUUUUCUCUGUGAGGUGUAUGUUUGUAUAAAUAUGGAGGGAAAGAUGUAGCGAUAACAAAUUGCUCUUUAGCAUUAUUCAGAUAAGAUGGAGGGAUGUUAUCUAAAUGUUUAUUUAUUUUUGAUGUCAUGUAACAAUAAAA
This is a messenger RNA of Doryrhamphus excisus (bluestripe pipefish), 4082 nucleotides long. RefSeq names its product high-affinity choline transporter 1. NCBI's taxonomy places the organism in Eukaryota, Metazoa, Chordata, Actinopteri, Syngnathiformes, Syngnathidae. Gene Ontology annotation, molecular function: choline:sodium symporter activity. The record is from RefSeq and is a predicted model, not a curated record. Gene Ontology annotation, biological process: synaptic transmission, cholinergic; transmembrane transport; acetylcholine biosynthetic process. Gene Ontology annotation, cellular component: dendrite; axon; plasma membrane.